UGAAUAUGAUUGAUUAGGACUUGGCCACUUUGGCGAACUUUUCUUCCUAGAUUGAACUGUGUUUUAUCAUUUCCUCCGAUCAAUCAUCGGAACAAGAUGCAGAAGCUGAACGAGCUCUUCUCUGGCGGCGGAGACGGCGAAGGCGCAAACGAUAGCUUCCUUGAAGAUGGAUCAGAGGGUCUCUGUUCUCUCUCCACAACUCAGAGAAUGUACGGAUUCGCCGCGUCUUUGGCCGCUGGUUUGCUUCUCAUGUUUCUGUCCAUGAUCGUGUUUGCCAUCCCCAUCAAGUUUGCACUGCUCUUCACAUUCGGAAAUGUUCUCGCUAUCGGAAGCACAGCCUUCCUCAUGGGACCUGAGCAACAGAUAAACAUGAUGUUGGACCCUGUUCGUCUCUACGCUACUUCUAUCUAUGGCGGGUGCGUCCUUCUUGCUCUCAUUUGCGCUCUCUUGAUCCACAGCAAAAUUUUGACGGUGAUUGCGAUCCUAUGCGAGACUUGUGCACUUAUAUGGUACAGCCUCAGUUAUAUUCCGUUUGCACGAAGAAUGGUCUCUGAAAUAAUGAUCCGUCUCUGUGACACCGAGCUAUAGUCAAUCUGAAAGGCAUACACACAAUCUCGGUUUUUACUCGUCUCGAGAAUUUGAGAUAUGAUUCUUCUUCAACACUUCUUGUUUUUUUUGUUUUUUUUGUUUGACCUGAUCCUGUGGUUUGUAUGUGAAUCAGAAGUAACGCAAAUUGAGUUUCUUUGGUUGGGGACUUGAAUCUCUUGUGUGGUGUAUUUUUGUUGCUUCAGACUUAACAGUCACUUGACAUUUGUUUGAUAAGAGAUUACUUAUUCAUAUAAUCCCUCGGAGUUCUCAAUUUGCUUUCUAUAGUUUCUUACGUUUAAUUUAUACACGUAAUAUGCUUAAUUUUUUUACUACCCUAUAGUUUAAUUUUCCCAAUAAAAAAAUGUGAAGACAAUAAUGCUUAGAUACUAGAUAGGCCUUGACAACGAGAAACAGCAUCAUAUUCUCUUACAUUAUUAGUUCUUUCUUUACAUUAAAAAAAGCAUAUAAUAAAAGUUCACCAGCCGAAAAAGACAGAAGCCCAAA
Brassica napus (rape) is the source of this 1092-nucleotide messenger RNA. Its product is annotated as vesicle transport protein SFT2B. Bases 97 to 588 code for a protein of 163 amino acids. The transcript is spliced from 6 exons. The record is from RefSeq and is a predicted model, not a curated record. NCBI's taxonomy places the organism in Eukaryota, Viridiplantae, Streptophyta, Magnoliopsida, Brassicales, Brassicaceae. Gene Ontology annotation, biological process: vesicle-mediated transport. Gene Ontology annotation, cellular component: membrane.